This is a messenger RNA of Aspergillus nomiae NRRL 13137, 1455 nucleotides long. Its product is annotated as fungal specific transcription factor domain-containing protein. Lineage: Eukaryota; Fungi; Ascomycota; Eurotiomycetes; Eurotiales; Aspergillaceae. The transcript is spliced from 5 exons. Gene Ontology annotation, molecular function: DNA binding; zinc ion binding. Gene Ontology annotation, biological process: DNA-templated transcription. The record is from RefSeq and is a predicted model, not a curated record. Gene Ontology annotation, cellular component: nucleus. The coding region runs from base 1 to 1455 and encodes 484 amino acids.
AUGUUUUCGUUGCCAUUCUUUGAAAAUGAGAGAAACGGUCCGAAGGACGCACCACAGCGAUCCUCGGAACAAGAGGCGCAAACAAAUGCUGAACCUCCGACAACCAUUCCUACGGAUGCCUUCAGGAAUCCGGACAAUGUACAGAUUCAAGUAGCUCUGGACACUUUCUUUAUGCGCAUCUAUCCCAUUCCGGGAUAUGCCUUCCUGCACCGCGCCUCACUGUAUGACCGGUUUCACCGAGGACAGACUGACCAGUGCCUUCUUCUCGCUAUCAUUGCUAUUUCGACUUGUUUAACAGAGGUAGACUCCGCAAAGCGUGAGUACGCCGCUCAAUGCCUGAAAAAGGCAGAACAGCUCAUCAUCAAUAACCUAUCACAACCAUCCAUCAUCCGAACUCAGGCUUUACUUUUGAUAGUAAGGUGUAAGAUGUGCCUUGGGGAGUAUUCCUCUGCAUUUCCACUUGUGUCGCUACUUUCUCGGUUCGCCUUUAGUCUACGAUUGAAUUACGACGACCAGAGAGUUUGCUUUCUGGCUCGGGAGGCUCGUCGCCGUCUUAUGUGGGCCAUCUAUAUGCUUGACCAAACCUGGGCUGCGGGCCUACUAGAAUUCACCACCUGUCCAGUAGAUGCUAUUUAUGUUGGCCUUCCGUGCCCCGAAGAGACUUGGGAAUUGGAUGUUUGCCCAGAGACGGAAGUACAGCUCAAGUCACAAACUAAGCUUCCUGGGUUACUAGCAGCAGAUGUCUGCGUGUCCUAUCUAAGAGACAAGAUUUUACGGUGUCGGGAACAGUGCACACACCAUGCAGCACAGAUCGCAGGGAUUCUUACCUCGCUCAUGGAUCUCAGGUUGGAGUUCCCAAUCCUUCCACUGGACAUGGCUGUUUGUGCAUACCAGUGCAUACGUCUCCUCGUCCAUGGGCAGAGGACAUAUGGGCAUAAGAUAUCGGUAUCGCGCGAGAGGGUCAAGCAGUAUCAACACUCAUGUUUGCAAAUUAUACAGACUGUAGCUCGGACUUCUCCCUCAGUUGAGACAAUUGAACAUGACCUGAAAAGUCUGAUCGAUGAAACCCAGGACCAGAACGCCCAUCCAGAGAACCGCCCUAGACACAUCCAACAGCAGGGUCCUCGCCAAAUCCUAUCAAUCCAUAGCUUGAUUGCUAGAUCGGAAUUCGUUGAUGACAGCGACGAACUAGCACUUCAGGAGGUUCAUGCUAGUGACAACCCCUCUGCUUAUGAGAAGCAUAACCAUGAAUACGGCGGACCACUAAGCACGUUGGAGCUGCCAUCCCCGUUGCCCAGUUUCGACACUGUAGAGCAUAUGACACCAGGCUCAACUGUGGCAAGCCAAAUGUGGCUACAGGGUGGCAAUGCAUUUGAGGGAGCAUGGGAUGAGCCCGGUAUAGGGUUUGAUUUGAUUCGGCAGAUGCAAUGGGAUGGUAUGGGAUACUUUGGUUGA